Molecule: messenger RNA, 4050 nt
Organism: Procambarus clarkii (red swamp crayfish)
Lineage: Eukaryota; Metazoa; Arthropoda; Malacostraca; Decapoda; Cambaridae
Source: RefSeq, a predicted model, not a curated record
GGAGGGGGAACCUGCAGAGACCACGGCCCAAAACAACACCUUUACGGAGAGGUGUUUCCCUCUCUUCUCGUCAUCACCAGUUUACCAGCACCCACCAGACGCCUCACGUCGUCCCACCGCAUGCAAAAUAAUAAAGAACUUCGCGGGCGCUGCAGGAAUAAAGGAGUAAAAUAGUAAAAAAAGAACAGAGGACAAACGGAAAUUGCAUGAACAAACAUCUGCCUCCUCGAUAUCCAAGUAACAUCAACAAUGGUAUGCCAAUAGUAAGACAAAAAUGAGAAAAAACAGGAAUAACUUAAGCUAAUCGAGCCCACAUUUCUCAACAAGAUAAAUGAUAACCUAGGCUAGCCUAGUCCACAGCCAAAAGCUGCCCGGAACAACCAAGGCUAAACCUGCUCACAGUCCUCAAUUGCAGCAGGGAUAACCUAGGCUAACCAAGCACUCAUCGUUAACAAUAGCAAUGAUAACCUAAGCCGGUCAAGUCCAUAGUGAAAAGCAGCAAGGAUAACCAAGGCUAAACGAACUCAAGAGUCCUCAACAGCAAGAGAGAUAUAACCCUAGGAUAGCCAAGCGCAAAGUGUACUACGGUACAUAUUGCUUGUAUACGAGGUGUGUGUGUGUGUAGGCAUCCGCAAGUGACGCCUAGUACCUUGUGAUGGACGUAGUGGAGAACACCCUAGUUACCACCACACAUAUUGCAGGUGAGACCCACCUGGCACCUUGGGGCCUGGUAAACUACACAUCCAUAGUUACCAAGGCAAAGAGUUUUAUUUAUGAACCGGCACCCCUAUCGGUCCCUGUUAUAAGUGGAGGAGGCCAGGUUCUAAAUAUUGGGAUGGGGGCCAUGAACUACCCAUCAACAACACAAGCACUGUUUGCGUUGGUAGUCAUGAUCAUUGUUUUGCUCUUUAUUCUGGUAUACUGCUGUUGGGGAACUUUCUCCUGUGCUCGUCAAGAAGACUCUUCUGCUGCAGCUGAAGAUGGAGCAGUUGUAACACAACCACAUGGGACACAGAUUAUUAGAGGCACUCACAUGGUCAUAGUACCUAUUAAUAACAUGAUUUAUGUGGGUGAUCCUGAAUCCCGCCGCAUUUAUCAGAUUCCUAUUAGACAAGACAAACCACCUGCUUAUACAGAAGCUGUCAGCAGUGGUCCUCCACCACCCUAUGCAGCAGAUAAUUUAACUUGUGAUGAUAAUACAUUGCCUAAUAUUUCUCAUUCUGUGCCUGAAACAAGGCCUACACUUCCAGACCUCCCUCCUUCAUAUGAUGCCUGUUUAUCUUCCCCAUCGUCACACGUAUACCAGAAAGUGGUAAAUGCUCUUCUAGAACAGCAGAGAAAUCAAAAUCACACACCCACUUUAGAAUCUCAGUAUGCUCAUCCUAUUGGGCACCCUCAGUGUGAUGCUGGUAUCCAACAACCCUUUGAGCACUUGCCAUCCACUGCAAUGGUUAAUGGUCAAGACCGAAUAGAACCAGAGGCUCCUGCUGGUGAGCAGGAAAGUGUACUUCUGCCUAGUUUAAGAACAGUACCUAACCGAGUGACUCCUGAAAAUGCAACAGCAGUCAAGUGUGAUACAUCAACUUCAAAAGUACUAUCCAGCUGAGGUAAUCAGUAAUCAGUAUUGAUUUUUCUUCCAUAGCAUUAUGGGGAUUGUGAUUCAGAUAUAAGGUUUGUAUACUCAUAGUGGUUACUGUUUCUUUCAAAAUAUUAACACACAAUUUAUAUAAAAAAGCUACUCACUUGUACUACAAAAGCAAGUUCACGUGAACUAUAAUAUAAAUGUACCUAUCCAUCUGGUUAUCCAGUGUAAUGUUAGCACCUUAAUAUUUUGUAAAUACAGUAUUGAAUAGAACUCUACAAAAUUCUCAUCUUGAUUAGUAUCUCUUUAUUCAAAUGUAAGCUUUAAAUAUUAUAAAUUUAAAAUGUGAUAAAUACUUAAAUUAAUAUAUCCAUCCUUCAUAUUAGAAAAUUACAAAAUCACAUACUGUAUACCAAACCCUAAAAGAUGGAAUUAUCCUAAUUUUGUAUAGGGCAUAUAAUGUUCAUAUAACAUACCAAGAAUAUGCUGUAGCUGCAAAACUAAAAAAAAAAUAUCAUGAGUACUGUAUCUGUAUACAUCUGUGUACUGCACUGUGUUACUGACAUCAAAAGAAGAGAUGCUGCUGUCUGUGCAGAAACUCUUCUAUUCAUUACAGUGACUUGUAUGGAGAAACUUACUAUAAUACCAUUGUGCUUGACUGAAGGUGAAGACCCAAAAUAUGUGCAAGUAUAUUAAAAAACAAAUAUUUGCAGGUGAUUGUGUUUAUAAACGCUAACUCCUAGAAUCCUGUUCAGAACAAUGUAUACAGCACCUUGAGAAAGUGUGUAGGUUACAUCCAAAAAUUUGGUAUUUAAUACACACAUAUUUUGGAUCUUUACCUUCAUCUUCAUAAUUUGUAUGUUUUCUUGGCUCUUAAUGAAGUAAAGUAUGACUAUUUUUUAUGAACCAUGUGUAUAAUAUAAUAUAUCCUAUGCAUAUCCUAACUACCCUAUUAGUCCCGUGUGUCUAUUGCUGCCAGCAACAGCCUUACCAAUUAAGUUCUCAUCAGUAACCCUGGUUUAUGGCCAGGCUUGGAGAGUAGAACUCUCAAAACUGACUACAUGUAUAGUAUACAUGUACAGUGUAUAUUUCUACUACCAUGAUAACUGAAAUGUCAGCUCUGUGCUUCCAAAACAUUGUAGUGUGCUAAGUAAAUUUAAAAUACAUGGCAAUUUGCAUACCUAACAAAAAUUUAUAUAUAUUUCAUGAAAAAGGGUCUACCAAAAAUUUUAGCCAAAUAUUCCCAGUUUGCUAAUUAUACAUAGUAACUGCAGGUGAUUAUAACCUUUUCACCCUGUGCACUGGAUGAUGGGUAGUGUGCAUAAGCAAAUCAAACUAUGAAACAAGCUCAAUGCAAAUGAAAGUGGCUUUGCUUAAAGAUUGUACUUGUGGUCAUUCUUGAACCCAUUGUUGAUAUAUUCAUCAAACAGUAACUAGCUGAUCAAGACUAACUUACUUAGCUAAAUGAAUUUUAGGGUUAAGUUCCUGAGCCCAUUAUGUACCUCUGUGACCUUUUAUCACUGUCACCCACAGGAUGGGGUAUGGGAUGUACAAUAAAUGAACUAACUAAAAACUAACACUAUAAAUCUCUACUAUAAAUGUCUAAAAAUAAUUACAAUACCUAAUUAUUUUAAACUAGAUAAAUGGUAACACGUUACCUUCUGCUAUAUACUGUACAUUAAUAAUAAUACCGUGUAUAUAUACUUAGAUUUCAAACCCCAAUAUUAUACCAUAAAUAUUAGGUCUUUUAUCAAAGAUUUAAUUAAAAACUUACAUGACAUGUUCUGUACUAUUGGAAGUCUGUAAAAGAUCAAUCUAAAAGGAAUACUUUAUUACAAAUCACAAAUAUAUGUACAUACUUAUGUUGGUAAACUCCAGAUAAACAGGAGCACAAUGAAACAAAGAGGCAGUGAUACUAACAAUUACAUAUACGUGAAUGUGUGUGUGUCACAUUCACAAUCUAUAUUGCUGACAAUACAACACUGUAUAAUAUAAUUAGUCUAAAUGCCUUUCAGUAUAUGGGGCAUGAGUGGAACAGUACCAUCAAUAACACAGUAUGACCUUUCUUUUUAUGCAGAAACGUGUUUUAGAUUAUAGCCUAAAGACAAAUAAAUGACGGCUUCCAAAAAUGGAUGAGUAUUUAUAAUAUUGGUUAUGUUCUAAAUAAAGCAUUUAGGAUGGCUUAGUGAUUUAGAAGCUAUACAAGGUGUGUGUAUGUGGGUGCAUCCUACUCAUGCUACUGCAGUGACAGCGCUACUCUUAUAAACUCACAUCAAUGAGUACUCGUUCUUCAUUGUAUGUUGGAAGGUAUUGAAUAAUAAUGUAAACUUGUAACAGUAGUGUAUUAUUUAUGAAUAGCAAUUAUUGUAUGUAAAAGAAGUUUUAGACAACGAUCUAAAUGAAAGAAGAUCGUUUUCAAUUUGUGUAUUAUUUUGUUAAUAAAAAUAAAGAUCAAUUUACAUCAGUGA